AUGGAGUAUGCGGUGCCUCUGCCAUACCUCCUUGGAAGGCUUGCGCCGAUGGAGCCUUCGCAGCAGCCUCCUGUCUACCAGCCUCCUGUCUACCAGCCUCCUGCCUGCCAGCCUCCUGCCUACCAGCCUCCUGCCUACCCGGAGUAUGCGGGGCCUGUGCCACACCCUGGAAGGCUUGCGCCGAUGGAAGCUUCGCAGCAGCCUCCUCUUUGCCAGCCUCCUGCGUACCCGGACUACGCGGGGCCUGUGCCACACCUCCUUGGAAGGCUUAUUCCGAUGGAAGCUUCGCAGCAGCCUUCCGUUUGCCAGCCUCCUGCCUGCCAGUCCAUGAUGUAUGUGCCGACGGUGUUCACUGCACAGCCAUCACAUGGCUACACCGGCUACAUGAAUCAGCACGCGGUGCCGUCACAGGAGCCGCCUUUGAUGAUGGCGCCGAGCGGAAUGUAUCCAUGUGAAUGUGCUCCACCAGUUCAAGCUGCAGCCACAACAAAGCAGCCGCUGCUCUCGGAAAAUGCCCUCCAGCCACCAGAUGCUCCGACUUCCGACUCGUCCGACAAGCCCGGCCACCCGUCCGCGUCCGGAAGCAGCGGAAGCAGCCUCCCAGAGACGACUCCACAUCGGCAGGAGACGAGAGGCAGAACCGCACAACCAUCCCAAAACGCGAAGCGGGUGGCCAGCCUCUUUGAUGAUGCCAAGACGACCGUCAUGCUCCGCAACAUCCCGGUGCGAUACACCUGCGAAGCAUUGUUGAAGGAGGUGAUGAUGGCCGGGUUCGACCAGAUGUUCGACUUCUUCUACCUUCCCAUGGACUUCCGCACCAAGCGGAAUCGUGGGUAUGCUUUCAUCAACUUCAGCUCGGGCCGCGCGGCUCGUGACUUUGCGUUGGCUUUCCACGAGCAGCAGCCGAGACUCUACGGCCACCAGUCCAAGAAGAUCUUGGAAGUGGCUCCUGCGGUGACGCAGGGCUAUCAGGCGAAUGUGCACAAGUACUUUGCGAAGGCGGAUGCCCGCAUCAAGAACGACUGGUUCAAACCCAUGCUCUUCACCUGCGAAGAAGAUUCCACCUAG
Messenger RNA from Symbiodinium natans, 1068 nucleotides. The record is from the annotation of a GenBank genome assembly. Lineage: Eukaryota; Dinophyceae; Suessiales; Symbiodiniaceae.